ACAUUUCUGAUUUUAACGUGUAAAGGGGACUUUUAUUUUGGAGGGGAGAUAUGACAUCAUAAGGCUGUGCUGCGCUCCUGCUCUGUUGUGAUUUGGCUGAAGAAAGAAAAUCAUCUACGUGACACACUAUUAUAAAGAUGUCGUUUAUUAAAGAGGAGAGUGAAGACAUUAGGAUUGCAGAAGUGUUCAGCAUCAAACAUGAAGAUACUGAGGAACAAACAGACCUGAAGGUGCUGAAAAAGGAGAGUCAAGAACUGAAUGAAAAUGAAGAGAAGUACCUGGUUGAGAGAAAUCUUGAUUUCAUAAUGGAAGAAAAAUAUUUUAGCUGCUCGCAGACUAAAAAGACUUCCACACGAAAAAGAGCUCUGAAGACAGGAACUAGAGAUUUCUCCUGCGAACACUGUGGAAAGUUUUUUAAUCAUAAAGGAAACCUUAAAAAGCACACACAAAUUCACACUGGAGAGAAGCCUCAUGCAUGCACUCAGUGUGGAAAGAGUUUCAUUGAAAAAGGAAGUCUUAAAAUCCACAUGAGAGUUCACACUGGAGAGAAGCCUUAUGCAUGCACUCAGUGUGGAAAGAGUUUCACACAAAAAGAAAGGCUUAAAGUCCACUUAAGAAUUCACACUGGAGAGAAGCGUUUCUCCUGCAAACAGUGUGGCAAGAGCUUCAAAGAAAUAGGACACCUCGAAGGCCACAUGAGAAUUCAUACUGAAGAGAAGCCUUUCACCUGCCAACAGUGUGGAAAGAGCUUCAAUGAAAAAAGAAAUGUAAAACUCCAUAUGAGCGUUCACACUGGAGAGAAGCCUUUCACCUGUGAACAGUGUGGGAAGAAUUUCACUCAAAAAGGACAUCUUAAAAUCCACAUGAGAGUUCACACUGGAGAGAAGCCUUUCACCUGCAAACAGUGUGGAAAGAGUUUCAAUGAAAAAGGACACCUAAAACACAUGAGAAUUCACACUGGAGAGAAGCCUUACACCUGCCAACAGUGUGGAAAGGGCUUCACUGAUAAAAGAAAUGUAAAUCUCCACAUGAGCGUUCACACUGGAGAGAAGCCUUUCACUUGCCAACAGUGUGGGAAGAGUUUCACACAAAAACAACAUCUUAAAGUCCACAUGAGAAGUCACACGGGAGAGAAAGCUUUUACUUGCCAACAGUGUGGAAAGAGUUUCACUGAAAAUGUACACCUUAAAGUCCACAUGAUAGUUCACACUGGAGAGAAGCCUUUCACAUGCCAACAGUGUGGAAAGAGCUUCUCUCAAAGAGGACAUCUUAAAAUCCAUGUAAGAAGUCACACUGGAGAGAAGCCUUUCACCUGCCAACAGUGUGGAAAGAGCUUCUCUCAAAAAUGUUAUCUUAAAGUCCAUGUUAGAAGUCACACUGGAGAGAAGCCUUUCACCUGCCAACAGUGUGGAAAGAGCUUCACAACAGCAGUGAACCUUAAGUAUCACAUGAGAACUCACACCGGAGAGAAUCUGUUCAGUUGUGAUCACUGUGGAAAGAGUUUCAAACAAAAAAAAUCCCUUAACUGUCACUUGAGUUCACCCAAGAAGUGUGGAAAAAGUGUCAGUCUAAACCAGGGGUCAGAAACCUUUAUGUCACGAAGUGCUGUUUUUAAGUUUCCUAGUUAAUCCCUGUAACACAACCCAUACACCACAUAUUUUAAAUAUUUGUUCAGUUUGAAUGUCGAUGACUCUCUUGUACAAAGGGCUUUUACCCCUGGUCUUUUUUUAACGAUUGGAUAUCUAUGGGGUCAGAGAAAACACAUGAAUUGACCAGGUAUACAUGAACUGAGUCUCCACAUGCAUCACAGUCAUUUUGAUGUUGGCCACUGUCCUUCAGAGUUUAGCUCCAAAACCAGUUAAAUACAUCUGACCAGCUAAUCAAGGUCUAACUAGGCAUACUAGAAACUUUCAGCCAGGAGUUUUGGAGCUGCUUGGAACUAAACUCUGCAGGACGGUGGCCUCCAGUACUGAGUUUGGAGACCCCUGGCCUAGUGGUUAACACACUGACAUAUGGUGCAACUGUCCCACCGGUGACCCGGGUUCGAAUCCUGAUUCGCAGUCCUUUGCCGAUCUAGCUCCCCUCUCUUCAGCUCCAUGCUUUCCUGUCAGUCUCUACUGUCCUGUCCUAAAUAAAGCCCAAAAAAAGGACUCUGUAUACUUGGUUAAAGUUUAUGCCAUUAACUAUUUACUGCAGAACAAGCUGUAAGUUGUCAGUAACUUAAUAAGACUUAAUAAGUUGUGUUACUAUGAGGAAACCUCAAAAUGUAGAUAUGUAUGCAGGUAGGAGGUACUCUAUUAUUGUAUACUGGUGCACACCACCCAGAUGAUUACAUGUCCAAAGCAUUGUGCUUAUAUGUAUGUUGGUUUCCAUAGCACAGAUAUGGAUAUCAUAUCAGUAUCAUAUUAUAUUCAUCAAAAAUGAAAACAAUGAGAUAUUUAAGUGGUUUAGUUUUAUGUUUUUUAAUGCAGUCUUAUGAUAUAUUAUAAUGUUUAUCUUUAUUAUUUUACUUACUUCUUGAUGUUUGCUGAUAUUUGUUUGGUUUUUUUUUUUUUGGACAUGUUUUAUAAAAUUGUACAAUAAAGCCCCAUACAGGUGAAAGCAUCAAGUCAUGGAUGUAUUUCCUUUGUGGUUCUCUUUUUUUAUGUCCAAUAAAAUCUACUAUUUGCA
This is a messenger RNA of Cyprinus carpio (common carp), 2670 nucleotides long. RefSeq names its product gastrula zinc finger protein XlCGF57.1-like. Lineage: Eukaryota; Metazoa; Chordata; Actinopteri; Cypriniformes; Cyprinidae. Gene Ontology annotation, molecular function: RNA polymerase II cis-regulatory region sequence-specific DNA binding; DNA-binding transcription factor activity. The record is from RefSeq and is a predicted model, not a curated record. Gene Ontology annotation, biological process: regulation of transcription by RNA polymerase II.